Molecule: messenger RNA, 2338 nt
Organism: Vitrella brassicaformis
Lineage: Eukaryota; Vitrellaceae
Source: the annotation of a GenBank genome assembly
CACGUGUCAGGCUGAGAUGAAAUGUUGUCCGGCACACACUCAGAUAUAUCACUUGUGAGACACAGAAUACAUGUCAGUCAUUGUCAGUCAACCAAGCAGCGUGCUGAUGUGAGUCCGUCUACUUGACCCUACACACUUCCUGGCUCCUUCAUAGACAGACAGACAGACAGACAGAGAAAGAGAGACAUCGCGGCCUCAAAAAACGCGACGCUCCAUCAGCCUUGAACCCCAUCAUCGCUCACGACAUCAGGCAAGACAACACUCACACACACACACGUGUGCAGCUCUCUUGGCCAUACUAUAAACGCCCCCGCCCAGUGAGUGCACAGGUAUUUAUUUCUUCCCUGACUAAGAAACAACAGAUACACACAUGACACACAUGACUCAGGCCAACGAUCAUUGUCUCUGAACGAACACUCACUCACACCCUCAGCAGACAGACACACACGCCGACUCAUCAGCUGAAACGACCCGACUUGUGACGUUCACAUGGCCACCCACUGGCAGAUGAGCAUCGCCAUGGCCACCCCGCCCCACAGUGACCACCCCCUCACUCUGCAUCAUGCUUCAACACCUCCACCUCAUCAGCAGUGAAGACGAAGGCACCGCCAAGAUAAGCAUCACCAAACUCGUUCCUCACCCCCUUGUAGCCCUCAGGCACAUAGCGGCUGGCGAUGGCAGAUUGCGCCUGCUCGACGUCAAGCCGAUCUUCACCCAUAAACGACCAAUCCGACAUGGUCCCAUUCAACGCAAAGCCACGGAGCUCCAGCCCUCCCACGGGGCGGUCCAGGUCAUCGUUGAACUGCGGAAACCACAGCUCCACCCGAUCUUGUGCCUCCUGUAGGAGCUGAAAUCUGGUCGGCUCAUCGAAGUGGCCCGACAGCGAAAAGUACCACAGGUAAGCCCCCGACGGCGGUGUCGGCGUGACCAGUCCCUCCGACAGCGAUGUCGGAGGGGGCGGCUUCUGGUCGAAUUGGGCCCACAAGCUGACAUAGGUGCCGCACACGUAUGGGGCCUUGCGGAUGAGGAACACGGUGCCGGCCUCCGCCGACCAGCCCUCACGCACCUUGUCGGCGCCUAUGAGGCUGAACAUAUCAUGAAGUGUACUGCCGUCUGCAGAGGACCUGACAUACACACAAAGCAAACAAUCAGACAGACAGCCAGACAGCCAGACAGCCACCAUACACAUGUGUGUGGCCUGGCUGGUUGGCAAUAAACUUGUUGAUAGACAUACCGGUAGAUUGAAGUGAGUGUCUUGUUGUCUCCCAAGAGGUCACGGAGGCCGUCAUACUCGGAGGCUGACAGGGACGAGCCGUCCACAGGUGACGGAGAGCUGUUCGCCGCUGGUGGGGGUGCGACUGGCGUCACAAGUGCUUCUUCGGGCACCGUGGCUCGUGUCGACACCGCAUGCAGCACCUCCACCUCAUCAGCUUCGAAGAAACGGUCGCCACCAAACCAAGCCUCAUAUUCGCUGCCCCUCUCUCCCAUAAAAGCCUCGCCAUCGGUCUCUCUCACACCCAUGUAGCCCUCAGGCAGAUAGGCGGCUGCCGUCCGCUGGAAGCAGCUGCGGGUGUCAUUGGAUCCAUUUGGAAAGUGAACUCCUCUCGCGCAGUCCCCCAUACAUAUCGUCCUGACAGUCAGCGACAACCGCCCUUCGCUCCAGUCAGCUCGCCCAAAAAACACCCGUUGCUUGGGGAACGGGGCCAUGAUCUUGGUCGGCACGUCGAAGUGGCCCGCCAGCGAGAACUGCCACAUUUCACAUGCGUCAGGGGGAUCAGUCACACCGAAACGCUCUUCAGCCAGGGCGAUGCCGCAGUUGAUGGAUGUGCCGAACACGUACUGGUCCUUCCGGACGACGAAGACGAGCGGCUCGCUGUCGCCCACACGGUCCAGCAGAUCGUCGAAUGUGCUGCCAUGCACUGAUGCCCUGCCACCCACCCACAGACAGACAGACAGACAGUGUGACGAUAUGGUUGUUUGGCUCCUUGGCACACCUACCGGUAGAGUGAGGUGAGGUUGGUAUCAUUGCCCAGCAGGCUAAUCAGACCCUCGUACUCUGACGCUGACAGCGAUGUGUUGGCUGGCAAACCGACCUGCAGACGACGAACCUGACACAGACAGACAGACAGACAGCCACCAGAGAUGUGAUCAGCCACAGACAGACAGACAGACAGGCAUUGAGUGCAAUGAGAGUGCAUCAGGAGCUGAGCUGAUGCCGUGUGUGUGUGAGAUCUACCUGGGCAGUGCUUCUCGGGCGCACGAAGGCAUGGCAGCACGCCACGCAGAGGGCGAGCAGGACGGACAAAGCCAACAGCAUCACGCCACGCACCAUCGUUGG